This is a messenger RNA of Penicillium oxalicum, 1545 nucleotides long. Its product is annotated as putative xylosidase/arabinosidase. Bases 1 to 1545 code for a protein of 514 amino acids. Gene Ontology annotation, molecular function: hydrolase activity, hydrolyzing O-glycosyl compounds. Lineage: Eukaryota; Fungi; Ascomycota; Eurotiomycetes; Eurotiales; Aspergillaceae. Gene Ontology annotation, biological process: carbohydrate metabolic process. The record is from RefSeq and is a predicted model, not a curated record. The transcript has 2 exons.
AUGUCUGGCGCUGUGAAUCCCAUCAUUCCAGGCUUUGCGCCUGACCCCUCCGUCGUCAAGGUCGGAGAGUGGUUCUACCUGGUCAAUUCCACUUUUCAUCUCUUCCCCGGCCUCCCCAUCUACGCAUCCCAAGACAUGGUGUCGUGGAAGCAGAUUGGCAAUGCCAUCCACCGUCAGUCUCAGCUCAGCUUGCGAAAGUCGGACGCCAUCAUCUAUCCUGAAGGAGAUAGCAAGCAUGUGAUUGGUAGUGGAGGUCUCUACGCUCCCACGAUCCGUUAUCACCAGGGCACUUUCUAUGUCAUCUGCACCAACGUCGUCCGACGACCGGGAGACGAGCGAGAUGCGACGGAAAACUUCAUCGUUUCCACCACGGACCUCUGGACUGGAGAGUGGUCCGAUCCGGUGUACUUUGAAUUCGAGGGCAUUGAUCCCAGUCUUUUCUUCGACGAGGACGGUAAGAUCUACAUGCAAGGGUCCGGGGGAAUUGGGCCCGGCACCACCAUCAACGUGUUCGAGAUCGAUCUCGCGACCGGCGCCAAAUUGUCCGACGAGAAGGUGGUCUGGGCAGGCACCGGCGGGAUCUAUCCCGAAGGACCACACUUGUACAAGCGCAACAACUGGUACUACCUGUUGAUUGCCGAAGGUGGUACCCAUGGCGGCCACACUGUCGUGAUGGCCCGGUCGCAGAGCAUCUGGGGACCGUAUGAAUCCUGCCCCCGGAACCCCGUCUUAACCGCGCGAGGCACCAAAGAGUACAUUCAGUACACCGGCCACUGUGAGAUCUUCCAAGACGGCGAGGGACAGUGGUGGGGUACCUGCCUGGGCGCACGUUUGGAUGACGCGGGAAGAUCGCCCAUGGGACGGGAGACCUUCUUGAUGCGCGUGGAAUGGGAGGACGACUGGCCCGUCUUCGAACAGGUCACGUCAAACCCAAGAGGCCUCACGGCGAGCAAUGCCACUCCAUGCCCCACAGUCAAGCCGGGACUGGACUUGCUCUAUAUUCGAGAUGCGAGCAUGGAUCGCUACACGCUUACGGACUCGUCCUCGAUGCGUCUACGACCUUCGUCGGUGGAGUUUUCCCAUCCCCGGGAUAGCCCGACUUUUGUCGGCAAGCGUCAACGCCUUUUGAAGGGGUCUAGCAGUGUCGCACUUCAAGGGAUCCAGGAUUCCUGGGGCUCCAGCAAGGUCCGCGCCGGCCUGGCACUUUACAAGGAAGAGCACCGCUUCAUCAAAAUCUACUAUGACGCUUCGACGCGCGAGGUGGUUUUGCAAGUCGUUAAUGCUGCCAAUAAGCUAGUCAGGACACAGAAAGACAGCCUGGCCAUGGUCCCCUCAAGCAUCACCUUCCGUGUCGAAUACACCGAGAGUGAAUACCAGUGGAUGUAUUCCGUCUCAGCCGCGACCGGAGAGGGUUGGAAAUCUCUGGGUAAGGUCGACUCGAUGGAAAUGACUGACCCAGACUUCACUGGACCCAUCAUCGGUGCCUUUGCGAUUGGAGAGGACGAUAGCCUAGAGCUUCCUUUUGAGCAACUGUCUGUGGAUUAA